AUGCGACGAGCGUUUGCGAUUGAUCGCUUCGAGACUGUAGCGGAUGAAUCUGUGCCGAAGCCAGAGUUCCGGCAGAUGACAGUCGAAGCGAAGUACAACCACGCCAGCCAUCUCUUUGCCAACGAGAUUAAGGCCGAUGGAUACAAUGCGUCAAUUCUAUACUACCGACCGAAGCAAGAUGAGCCGGAGCGUGGAGAAGACGAUCCUCUCGUUCCAGCUGGCUAUCUGCCUGACGUAGUCAUCGGUCUCGAUCCCGGCAUGCGGUCGGUGUGUACAGCAGCUCGCCAAUACCUUCGACCUCAGGCUCCUCGUCGACGCAAGCCGAGAAGGGUCCGUCGUCCAAGACAACAGAAGAAGAAGAACAAGCGCAACUUCCCCAAGUGGAUUCGUCAACCAAAGAUUUUACGCCUAGGGCAGUGCCCGGGCAGAGAGACCGUCAGCGUCACCACUCGCGAGUGCAGGCAUCUUGCCGGGUUCAACCGCUUCCGCGCUUGGAACGAGAGCCAAAAGAGGAAGUUUCCCGAGUACAAGAAGGUAAUCGACGGUAUGCCUUCAUUCAAGACAGCGAACUAUGAACAGUACCUGAAGCAACUCGAGUACUUUUGGCAACACGCGGCGUACAUCCUACAGAUUUGCAAAGAUGACCGUGCCUGA
Molecule: messenger RNA, 654 nt
Organism: Phytophthora nicotianae INRA-310
Lineage: Eukaryota; Oomycota; Peronosporomycetes; Peronosporales; Peronosporaceae
Exons: 1
Coding region: 1-654 (217 amino acids)
Source: RefSeq, a predicted model, not a curated record